Molecule: messenger RNA, 387 nt
Organism: Prorocentrum cordatum
Lineage: Eukaryota; Dinophyceae; Prorocentrales; Prorocentraceae
Source: the annotation of a GenBank genome assembly
GCUCAGCGGUGGGUACCCAGCUCCGAGGUGGGGCUGCUCGGGGCGCGCCUCGGCGACGCCGCCGGGGUCAGGGCGGCCAUCAGAUCGAGCGUCCAGCGGGACGCCACGAUUCAGCGGCCUGAGCUGGUGGCUCUGCCGCGCGGCUGCGCCGAGGCAGUGGAGCGGGCCUCGCAGAGGGCGGAGCCCGGGGCUGAGCGCGACGCGGCGCGACGGUCGCCAGGGCUGAGCGGCGGCCUGCGCGGCUGGCCGGGCUCAGGGCCAGGCGGCGGCGAGGCCGACUGGGGGAAGAAACCUCAGCACAUCGAGAGGCUCAACAAGGGCCCAUGGGGAGCCCCCGGUCGCACGGACGUGCUCCAGGAGGACCAGGGGGGACCCUGGCUGACAUAG